UCUCUUUUCUAUCCACUCUGGUUUCUCCCCUCUGCCUGCCUGCCUGCCUCGCAGUCUGACCUUCCCAGACUUAUUUCAUCCAAAAGAAGAAAAAAAAAACUCCAGAUAUCAGAAUGAGCAGUUAUAAGACCUCUGCUUACACCGUGAGGAGUUCCAGUGCCCCACGGAACUUCAGCAGCAGAUCCUAUGGUGGAGCAGGCAGUGGUGGUGCCUCUCGCACUAGCUACAGUGUCAAGAGUUCCUAUGGAGGAGGCAACAGGGGAUUCGGAGGCAUCACCAGUUCUUCUUCCUUCGGCCUGGGUUCAAGCAUGGGUGGUGCCAGCAUGGGUGGUGCAGGCAUGGGCAUGGGUGGUGGCAUGGGCUUCGGUGGUGGCAUGGGUGUUCAUACCCCCAUCACAGCCGUGACUGUGAACAGGAGCCUUUUGGCCCCCCUGAACCUAGAGAUUGAUCCCAACAUCUCAGCUGUCCGCACCCACGAGAAAGAGCAGAUCAAGACCCUCAACAACCGGUUUGCUUCCUUCAUUGACAAGGUUCGCUUCCUGGAGCAGCAGAACAAAAUGCUGGAGACCAAGUGGAACCUGCUGCAGGGGCAGACCACCACCCGCUCCAACAUUGACGCCAUGUUCGAGGCCUACAUCGGCAACCUGCGCAGACAGCUCGACAGCCUGGGCAAUGACAAGAUGAAGCUGGAGGCCGACCUGCACAACAUGCAGGGUCUGGUGGAGGACUUCAAGAACAAGUAUGAAGAUGAGAUCAACAGGCGCACAGAGUGUGAGAAUGACUUCGUCCUCAUCAAGAAGGAUGUCGAUGAGGCCUACAUGAACAAGGUUGAGCUGGAGGCCAAGCUGGAGAGUCUGACAGAUGAGAUCAACUUCCUCAGGUCCAUCUAUGAGGAGGAACUUCAUGAGCUCCAGAGCCAGAUCAAGGACACUUCAGUCGUUGUGGAGAUGGACAACAGCCGCAACCUGGACAUGGACUCCAUUGUGGCUGAAGUCAAGGCUCAGUAUGAGGACAUCGCCAACCGCAGCCGCGCCGAGGCAGAGUCAUGGUACAAGUCCAAGUAUGAAGAGAUGCAGACAUCCGCCAGCAGAUACGGAGAAGACCUCAGGUCUACCAAGACAGAGAUCGCAGACCUCAACCGCAUGAUCCAGAGACUGACAUCAGAGAUUGAUGCCGUCAAGGGACAGCGUGCCAACCUGGAGGCCCAGAUCGCUGAGGCUGAAGAGCGUGGUGAGAUGGCUGUGAAGGACGCCAAGUCACGCAUUAGGGACCUGGAAGAUGCCCUGCAGAGAGCCAAACAGGACAUGGCCCGCCAGAUCAGAGAAUACCAGGACCUGAUGAACGUCAAACUGGCUCUGGACAUUGAGAUCGCCACCUACAGGAAACUGCUGGAGGGAGAGGAGGAUAGGCUGGUGAAUGGCAUUAAGUCUAUCAACAUCUCCCAACAGAGCACAAGCUACGGCGGUUAUCCCAUGGACAACGUGAAGAGCAGCUACUCAAGCGGCUACUCCAGCGGGUUUGGCAGCGGAUAUGGAGGCGGAUAUGGAGGCGGAUACAGCAGCAUGGGCAGCAGUAGCAUGGGCAGCAGUAGCAUGGGCUUCAGCAGCGGCAGCACCGGCGGUUACAGCACCACCCAGAGCAAGAAGAACGUUGUUAUCAAGAUGAUUGAGACCAAGGACGGCAGAGUGGUGUCUGAGUCCUCUGAAGUCAUUGCGGAUUGAGCUGUCUAGUUUAGAGGUGUAGCUACCUGUCUGCUAUGAUCUCCUCUGCCUCUCUGUUAGUUUUAUACUUACAGUUCACCCCCACUCCCCUCCAACUAUGAAGUAAAAUGCUUGCCAGCCAUUCUAAGAUAGAGCCUAAAUAUUAUUUUCAUGAAGCAAUAAAUGAUCCUAACACUACCAAAGAUCUGAAAGGGACCAAAGAACUUAUCGUGUAUGUCUGAUUUCCGACUGUGUACUUGAGAAGGAGUUUUGUCUCAGAAAGUGAGAUAAAAACUGGGCAAAUUGCAACUAUGAAAAGAAUAUAUAUAUAUGUAACACAUCCUUGACAACUAUGCAACAGCAAUUCCAUACACGAAGGGUUGUUUCCUUCAAAAAAGUUUCGCAUAGACAGUGGAGUUGUUAAAGGAAUGUGAAUGUACUGAAAUAGUGCUUCAGUGUUGUUGGUCAACUAAUGUCUCAAAAUUGCCUGCUACAGUAAGUACAGUAGUGCAUGUCUUCCCUGUGCGUGUCCUGUGACUGAAACUGUUCAACCCCUUAGGAGGCUGCCCACAUCUAACUGUUGUUCUGAGGAGCUGUUUUUGCUACCAAACCAAAUAAAAAUGUGUUUACUGAAAGAUAA
Sander lucioperca (pikeperch) is the source of this 2340-nucleotide messenger RNA. It is a transcript of the gene krt8, whose product is annotated as keratin 8. The record is from RefSeq and is a predicted model, not a curated record. Bases 114 to 1721 code for a protein of 535 amino acids. The transcript is spliced from 8 exons. Gene Ontology annotation, molecular function: structural constituent of skin epidermis. Lineage: Eukaryota; Metazoa; Chordata; Actinopteri; Perciformes; Percidae. Gene Ontology annotation, cellular component: keratin filament. Gene Ontology annotation, biological process: keratinization; intermediate filament organization.